AUGGAGGGAACGCAAUCAGCACUGAGGAACAGACUGCAAUUUAGGAGUGGGCAUCAAGUGAAAAAUCAUGUGACAAAUGGAACAACAAGCAGAAAUGGAAGGCCCAGCGAGGAGGGGAUGAGCCCUCCCCAAGUGGAAAACACCUUCAUUAAAAUAACCCUGUUCGUAAUACUCAUAGUACACACACUGCUCAUCUAUAUUACCAUAAAAAUUAUGAAGAUGGAAAAAAUAAACCACAAACUGAAAGAAGAAAGUAUCAUUUUUCUCACAGAAAUAAUGAAGCUGAUAAUUUCCACCUUCUUUUAUCUACGCGAGAAUAAAUUCAAUCUAACAUCUGUGCGAGAAAACAUCACGGACACACUGACCAAGAAGAGAAGUUACGUUCUCUCCCUAACCGUCCCGACCAUCAUGUACUAUUUUCAAAAUAUAUUUUUUUAUAUCUCCAUGUCGAGCAUUUCUAUCCCCUUGUUCCAGCUACUCUACCAGUUUAGGAUCCUCGUGGUGGUUAUUUUCACUUAUAUCCUUCUCAAGCGCAGAAUAAAAAUAUCACAGCUUAUUUCUAUCGUGUUCCUGUUCCUCUCCUUGGUCUGUCUGAAGGAUUACGACUUAGGGAAUGACGCACACAGUAGAGGAACCUGGAACCCUCUUCCGUCAGAAGACAACAACUUGGGGGAUCUCAGAGGAAUUUUACUCUACAACAUGAAGACCAAAUCUCUGAAAAAGAGUACACAAUUCGACUUCUCCACUGCUUCAAGAACAUUAAAAAAAAGGAAAAUAUUUUUAAAUAUGUUGAAAAGAAAUUCGUGCCACCACUUCAAAUUGGACCCUGAUCCAGGUUCCGAGAAAAAUGGCUAUGAUAUAGAAAAUUAUUCCAGGAAAAUCUCGACAGACGGGGCUAAAAUUGACAUGGAAUCAUGUAAGGUCAGAAAUACAACAAGCGGUUUUACCAUUCCAUUUGAGAAUCCAUCCCAGAUGGAGCACACACCGAGUAACCUCAUGAAGCCGAAGAAAACUACCCGAAAUAACAUCAUAAUAGGUGUCCUGACAACCUUCUUGGCAACCUUCACCAGUGGGUUCUCCAGCGUUUUCCUCGAAUCACUGUACCUCAAAUAUAGAUACUCCUUCUGGUUUCAGAAUAUGUGCCUUGCGUUUUUUACUAUCAUUUUGAGUCUCUGUACUAACCACCUGGACAUAUCAUCAGUCUUUAGGAGGCUUUUCCCCGGGGGCGAAGCUGCGAAGGAAUUGGUCAUGAAGGAAAACAUCGUAACGGAAGAACAACGCCCUACUGGUGCACCCUCUCAAGGGGAGGAACAACCAGAUAAUGGGCCUCCAGAAAACGGAGUGACUCUUUUCUUUUUCAAACAUUUUAACUCGCUUAGGGAGUUUUUAUACGUUGCCUUGUUGAUAAUACUAAACAGCGUCGGGGGUAUCAUAACUUCCGUGUAUAUCAAACACGUGGGGAGCUUUUCCCGCUUCUUUGUCACUCCAUUCAGUUUGUUGUUUAAUAUAUAUAUAUCCUCCAUUUAUUUUAAAGAUUUUUGCUUUACUAUGAAUUACUUCAUUUCGCUUGUGUUUGUUUCUUUCUCUUUGUUUUUUUACUUCAAGGGACACUUUUAG
Messenger RNA from Plasmodium knowlesi strain H, 1617 nucleotides. Its product is annotated as UDP-N-acetylglucosamine transporter, putative. Gene Ontology annotation, biological process: pyrimidine nucleotide-sugar transmembrane transport. The record is from RefSeq and is a predicted model, not a curated record. NCBI's taxonomy places the organism in Eukaryota, Apicomplexa, Aconoidasida, Haemosporida, Plasmodiidae. Gene Ontology annotation, molecular function: pyrimidine nucleotide-sugar transmembrane transporter activity. The transcript has a single exon. Gene Ontology annotation, cellular component: Golgi membrane. The coding region runs from base 1 to 1617 and encodes 538 amino acids.